GUUUUCCAAACAACUGCUGUUGGCCUUGGCCAAUCAACCUGUGUAGGGAUCGGUGGUGAUCCUUUCAAUGGUACAAACUUUGUUGAUUGCUUAGAGAAAUUUAUUGCUGAUCCACAGACAGAAGGUAUUGUUCUUAUUGGUGAGAUCGGUGGCACAGCAGAAGAAGAUGCUGCAGCCCUCAUAAAGGAAAGUGGAACUCAAAAGCCUGUAGUUGCUUUUAUCGCUGGAUUGACUGCUCCCCCUGGACGACGAAUGGGUCACGCGGGAGCUAUUGUAUCAGGGGGAAAGGGAACAGCACAAGACAAAAUCAAGGCACUAAAAGAAGCUGGAGUUACAGUGUGUGAAUCUCCAGCGAAAAUUGGAGUCUCAAUGCUCGAAGUGUUCAAACAGAGGGGUCUCGUAUAAGCUUUGUGGCAUAACGUUUACGUUUGGAAAUUGUUUUUGCUUGUUCGUUCAUGGGCACGCGCAAAAUUAUGAUGCCUCGUUAUCCACCAUAACCCAUUUUUGGCAGAAAAUAACAAAGAGAAUUUGAUGGAUACGAAAUAUUAUCCAAGAAACCGCGAUAGUUUGUCGUUAUUUUGGUUUGAAUUUUCAUGUUUAUGACAAGAUGUUGCAACAAUGCAAUAUACAUACACAUUUAUAUUGAGACAUGAGAUUGUGCUUUUGGACCAGAUCAAAUUCAUAAUCAAAAGGCCUGUUAUUGUCC
Messenger RNA from Capsicum annuum, 706 nucleotides. Its product is annotated as succinate--CoA ligase [ADP-forming] subunit alpha-2, mitochondrial-like. Gene Ontology annotation, molecular function: succinate-CoA ligase (ADP-forming) activity; succinate-CoA ligase (GDP-forming) activity. The record is from RefSeq and is a predicted model, not a curated record. Gene Ontology annotation, cellular component: succinate-CoA ligase complex (ADP-forming); mitochondrion. Gene Ontology annotation, biological process: tricarboxylic acid cycle. NCBI's taxonomy places the organism in Eukaryota, Viridiplantae, Streptophyta, Magnoliopsida, Solanales, Solanaceae.